GGGUGGUCUGCUGUGGCAGUUCAUGCAUGCCCCGCCAUCAACUCAAUCAACCCCGCAGUCGGCCGUCCUUGGAACAGAGAAGACAAGAGACAGGCACGCGUCUCCUACUUCCUUGAAUCCUUCGCUUGACAUCUUUUUGCAAGCGACCCCUCCACUGUCAAAACCGGCCCUUCCAAAUCGUCAUGGCCGACAAUGACAAGUCAGAAACCUCUGGUGAGCCUCAAGGCCGCCAUGUAAUCUACUGCGGCGUCUGCACCCUUCCCCCAGAGUACUGCGAAUAUGGCGGCACUGUCAAAAAGUGUCAGGACUGGCUUGAAAAGCACCAUCCCGACCUAUAUGCCAGAAUAUGGUCGCAAGAGGCUCUGGAGGCAGCGACUGCAUCCCUCUCCGUCGACGCACAGAAGCGAGCUGCCAAAGACGCACAGAAGAAGGCGGCCAAGGCCGAGGCUGCCGAAGCCAAACAAGCCGACAAGUUGGCCAAGAGUGUCGUCACAAUUAAGAGGAUCGAGCGCAACAAAAGAAAGUUCGUCACGUCCGUCUCCGGUCUUGAGUCGUUCGGGCUGGAAAACAAGAAGGUCGCCAAGGAGUUUGGAAAGAAGUUUGCUACUGGCUCAUCUGUUACCAAGACCCCGAGCGGUGGCGAGGAGAUUGUAGUACAAGGCGAUGUCAGUGACGAGAUUGAGGAGUUUUUGUUGGAGAAGUAUAAGGAGAUACCCGAGGACAACAUAGAGCUGGUGGAAGACAAGAAGAAGAAGGCCAGCGCGCCGGCUUAGACCAUUUGGAAAAAGGAGUUGACGUAGUCUAUCAAUUGAUUAUGAGUAUGCCUGGCUGUCGUCA
Molecule: messenger RNA, 837 nt
Organism: Colletotrichum navitas
Lineage: Eukaryota; Fungi; Ascomycota; Sordariomycetes; Glomerellales; Glomerellaceae
Product: density-regulated protein DRP1
Exons: 4
Coding region: 183-773 (196 amino acids)
Biological process (GO): translation reinitiation; formation of translation preinitiation complex
Molecular function (GO): mRNA binding; translation initiation factor activity
Source: RefSeq, a predicted model, not a curated record